Messenger RNA from Colletotrichum fioriniae, 567 nucleotides. RefSeq lists its product as uncharacterized. The record is from RefSeq and is a predicted model, not a curated record. NCBI's taxonomy places the organism in Eukaryota, Fungi, Ascomycota, Sordariomycetes, Glomerellales, Glomerellaceae.
AUGUCGGCUCUACCUAUGGCAGCUCCGCCCAAGAGCCCCUUGGCUCGUUACCGCAUUCUCUCCCCGACGGCUUCCGUUCGAGUGAGCCCUCUGUGUUUGGGCGCCAUGAACUUUGGCGAUGCCUGGAAGGGAUACAUGGGAACUUGCGAUCAAAAGACCGUGGAAGAGAUCCUUGACUUCUUCCAUGAGCAGGGGGGCAACUUCAUCGACACCGCCAACAACUACCAAUUCGAAGAGUCCGAAGAGUGGAUUGGCGAAUGGAUGAAGAAAAGAGGCGUUCGUGACCAAAUGGUCAUUGCAACCAAGUACACCACGAACUUCCAAGCGGGCCCUAACGCGCCGGGCAUCAUGGCCAACUUCACCGGCAACGGAUCCAAGAGCUUGCACACAUCUGUAGAGGCAAGCUUGCGCAAGCUGAAAACCGACUACAUUGACCUGCUCUAUGUGCACUGGUGGGAUUAUUCUACUUCUAUUCCGGAGCUGAUGCAGUCCCUCAACAACCUCGUCAUCACCGGCAAGGUCCUCUUCCUCGGUAUCAGUGACACCCCCGCUUGGAUCGUCAGGUAA